UGCAAAAACAUUCAAGCGCGCUUCAUCUAAAGUUACUUAGCCUUUUCCGCUGCGGUUUUAUGUGGUUAAUAGAAUUAAAGAAAUAUCUUAUUGCUUAAAACCUAAAAACAUUUAUUUUUUAAUUUUUAAUCGUAAUAAAAUCAUUGUUUUUAUACAUUGUUUAUAAACUAAUGUUUCUGAUUUAAUUAAAAUUGAAACAAAUCUUUAAAAGUUAGGGGGAAAAACGAUUUUUUACAAUUGUUUAAUUCUGUUGAAUUUUGUAAAUUUCUUUUCUCUUCUUUGUGCUUGUUUUUGCAGAAUUUUUGUAACUGACUCAACAAAAAUAAUUAUUUUUUUAUUAGUUUCUCCUGAAUUCACGUGCAAAUUUUACACAGACAGAGUGUGAAGUGGAAAAAUUCCCAUCAUCUCAAUAAUCCGAUAAAGCUUAGACUUAUCGUUGGAGCUUGCGCGCAAAGGUAGUUAAUAUCGUUGAUUCUUUGCAUAUCAAUUAAAUUUUAUUCAGUUGUACGGUAUGAGCUAUUGUUUGAAUCUUGGUGGGGGGUGGCUAGAAAAGUGAUUUAAAAUUGUUCUGUAGAACAUCGUCGUACUCCAUUUGAUGGUAAAACGCUGAAAAGUGCGGGAAAUUGAGGUGGUGAUCCCGCGUGGAAGUGAAUUUAGUGCUUCUGGAUUAUUGGCUUUUAUUGUGCGAAGUAUAAAUUAGGUGAUAUCAAUUGGACAGGAUCUUGCUGUUUCUACUGAAAUCUGGCGUCAAUCUAGAUUAAUAUAUUAAUAAUAGCGCAGUAGUGGGUUAAUUAGUUUCCGCAAAACACAGAAAUUCUUCAUUUUUCUCAACUCGUAUUUUUCCAACAAAAGUUCAAUAGAAUUUUCUGUGGACUAUCCAUUUAGUUUCACCCUGGCAGAGUGGCUUUUUGGACGUGAAAAAUGACUCGAACUGUUUUGUUUUGUUUCCUUGUGACCUUUGCUAUUUUGAUAAAUCUACGAAAGAUAUCAGCUUGCAAUGGAUACAAGACAAAAUUGCAUUACCUGGAAAAUUGCGACAGCAAUUCUAUAAUUAAAGUGGAUAAUAACUUUACGGUGGAUCUCACUAAGAAUUGCGAAGUUAUAGCAAAUGGAUGCAUUCAUACUGUAGGCUUCCAGAAGGCUUACAUGAGAGCGACUAUAAGGAAAAAUGGGAUGGUAAUGCAUCGAAUGGAAGCGGAUUUAUGCGACACAAUGUCCAAGGCAUCUGAAGAAGCUAAAAACUAUCUUAGACUUUUCGGACUUCCGGAUAGAUGUCCAGUUGAACCAGGUAAAAAUUGUCAGGAUGAAUCUACAAAAGCUGAUAUAAGCAAAUACAAGAGAUAUCUUUCCCUUGCCAGAGGUCUCAUCCAGAUUGAAGCAAUGAUUGAGCAUGAAAAUGGGAAAUCUUGUAUAAAAGCAGAGACGGAAAUAACAAAGUAAAAGAAGGAAAUUACCAAAUAAUCAUUAACUUUUGGCAAUGUAUAAAAAAAAAUAAAUAACUGAUUUGCUAAGUUUAGUAAUAAAGGCAAUGUUGCGUGA
Molecule: messenger RNA, 1539 nt
Organism: Phlebotomus papatasi
Lineage: Eukaryota; Metazoa; Arthropoda; Insecta; Diptera; Psychodidae
Exons: 5
Coding region: 922-1440 (172 amino acids)
Source: RefSeq, a predicted model, not a curated record